GAGGAAGCGAGACUUGAACGUCGGGAGCACAUCGAUGUUAAUACAUUCACCCAGGGUGAUCAGUCUUCCUUUGUGCUGACAACAUGGCAGAUCAGAAUAACCAGGACGACGAUUCUGUCUGGAACCCGCCCAAUCAGAACCAGUAUGUUUCCGUGACGACGUCGUCAUUGGAUACCACAUCAGUGACUCCCACUUCCGAACAGUCAUACACCAGAGCUACAACUGUUCAGUAUGAAUCGGCAGGUUCUUCAUGCUGCGACCUGCCCCAGUACCAGGAGGUUCGCCAGCACUUCUCCACCCCGUACAGUAUGGGUGGGGGGUCGCAUGCGGAGCUGUACCAGGCUGCCCACUCGACGUAUGAGCGGAUCUCGCCGGUAGAGGAUUACCGGGAGGCUGCCGAGAGUAGUUCGGUGUCGUCAUACUCGACUCUACAGCCCGUCCAGCCGGAUGGAAACCCACUGAUAGCCGCGCCGGUCGUUGAUAGCAGUACACUGCACCAGGCGUAUAGCACAUUGCGUAGAGUUGACCUGUAUCAAGCAGAAGAAAGAAAUGGCGCAGGGACGUCGUAUGUGGUGGCGCAGGUGACGUCGAUGCCAUCGUUCGUGUCAAACAGCGAGGUGAGCACAUCUGGCGGAUCUCCCAUAAUGCCGAGCGAGCAGAGCCUCGACGACGCGGAGGCCAACCAAGCGAUCAGUUCCAUCGGCAGCUCCCUGCAUGGUGCCCUCAUGUCACACCCGUCGCACAAACAGGAAGCACUGGAACACAGUGGUGAGCCUGACACGACCCAGGAAGAUGUCAAUGACUACCAGAUGCAGCCUCACGGGUCAAGGUCGUAUAUUUCACACUCGGCUACCAUGGAGUCUGACGGUCUUCACUCCACCAUGAGUUCGACUUACAACCACUCUCCUGUCAUAAUGGACCCAACCAUGGACAGCAGUCAGCUGCAUUCAUCUGUCUCCAUGGAUACCUCUGGAGAUGUUGGUUUGGACUCUUCCAUUGACAGAAGUGUUGGGAGUUCUGUGAUUGGAAAUACAUCUAGACUAGAUCAUGGCAAUGAGGCGGACAAUCUUGUGUCUGGGAGCGACUCGGCCCUGGAGCAGUCAUACGAGUCGAUUGAUGACGAAAACAAGGAAAAUGACCCCCAGUCCACUCAGAGGGGGGUGAGAAAGUCCAGCAGAAUAGCGUUCCUCGAUCAAGAGCAGGCGUCGUCGUCCUGGAGACCACGGACCUACGUUCCAAAACCUUACAACCCGGAAGAACUGUGGUGUGAGGAGUGCAUGACGUCCUAUAGCACGGAGUGUCCCUACCACCGACUUCAGAUGGUUCUUGACAAAGUGGUUCUGUCUAGGGCCUGGUCCAGUCUCCCUGCCCACCUUCAGAUAUUCCGCCUCAGUGAGAGCGGAGGAACAGAGCUGGGAGUGUUUGCCAAGCGACCCAUCUCAAAGUACACACAGUUCGGACCGUUUGUCGGGGAGCUGGUCGACUCCCAGGAUAAACUGAUCGUGAGGAAAUUUCUACUCAUGCUGGAGAAGUCAGGUGGUGGAGUGGAGUUUUUUGAGACGAGCGACGAGAACAAGUGUAACUGGAUGAUGUUCGUCCGACCCGCGGCCAACUUCUCUGAGCAGAAUCUCGUGGCGUACCAACACAAACAAGACAUCUACUUCACUGUUACCAAGAACAUCGAGCCCAAACACGAACUCAAGGUUUGGUACGCCUCACACUAUGCUGAUAGAAUGGGUUUGUCGACGCUGGAAAUAACCGAACAGGAUAUUGAAGCUCUGGAUGAGCAGGACUGCCGGUUUCCGUGCUAUGAGUGUAACCGCAAGUUCAAGACGUCGGUACUGUUACAGCGUCACCUGGUGCUGCACGAGGACGGCGGGCCGAGUGCUGUGGAUGACGACGACUACCGCACCUCGGACGACAUGAAGAGGAAUCUUUCGUCUCUCAAGGCCAGCAUCAUCAGGUCCAAAGCCAGGACCGUCAAGAAGGUCAGACUGCAUUGUGGGGUUGAGAGAGAGGGAGGGAGAGAAAAGGGAGGAGACAUUCGUCCACUUUUUGUCCCUGGGCAGGGAACAUUAAAGAAGUACCAGCGACGUACCUGUAAUAACAAGAUCCGUCAGACGAUCAAGUCUCUGUACAAGCGGAAGGGUAAAGACAGUGGCGGAAACGAGUGGGUGUGCAUGCACUGUGACCUGACCUUCGACAACUCCAACCUCCUUAACCUCCACACCCUCACACACGCUGCCGAAGAUGUCGCAUUGGAUGAAAUUAAAAAAUUUGCCGUCGAUGUCAACGUUGUCGAAAAUGUCGACCCGAAUUCCGCAAACGGUGAAAAUCGGGCACAGAAUGGCGAGAAUCUGGUCUCCUUGGAAACGUACCUUGCCUGUCCGAUGUGCCACAUCCAGUUCGCCAACAAACGUGAUUUGAUAGAGCACGCCGCGGAGCACGGCAAAACGAAGCCGCGACUGAACCCGAACCGUCCACACAAAUGUUCCAAGUGCUGGAAGGCAUUUGGGACGCAGGAGAGACUGCAGCGCCACCUGCUGUGUCAUGGGGAAGAGGACAGCAAGCCGCUACAGUGCAACGUGUGCUACAAGAGAUUCAUGAACAACUCGGCGCUAGCCUGCCACAUGAAGACCCACAGCGACCACAAGUACUACGAGUGUCCGCUUUGUCGAUUGGGCUUCGAUCAGGUGAAUAUGCUGAAGGCACACAUAUCGUUGCAUGCGCAUGAUGGGCUCUUCACCUGUCCCGCGUGCAGCAAGAAGUUCGACGACUACACGCUGAUCCGCAAACAUAUGCGCACGUUCCACCCGGACAAGAAGUACCCAUGCCCCGAUUGCGACAAGGUGUUUCCGCGACCCGACAAACUGAAACUGCACAUGCUGCGACACUCGGCGCACCGCGAGUUCAUGUGCGAGAACUGUGGGCGACAGUUCAAGAGGAAAGACAAGCUGAAGGAACACAUCAAGAGAAUGCACUCGGUGGAACGGGAGGCCAAAAACAUGGAGCGAGACAAACCCAAUAUCAAAAAGUUUGUGCCGAAGGUCUCGCCAAACGACUACCAUCGCUUCAUCUACAAAUGCCACACCUGCCUGUUGGGUUUCAAGCGACGGGGCAUGUUGGUGAACCACUUAGCCAAACGACAUCCCGAUUUGAAACCGGAAUGCAUCCCCGAGUUGAAUCUUCCGAUUCUGAAAACGCAGCGUGACUACUACUGCCAGUAUUGCGAUAAAGUGUACAAGUCGAGCUCUAAACGCAAGGCGCACAUAAUAAAGAACCACCCGGGAUCAGAGCUCCCGAUGAGCAGUCGCAGACGAAACUUGAUCCCUGAAAUCCCGGGACUGCCGAACCCGACGUACUCGCAGACUGUGGGCAGCAUCACGACGAUGCCCCACUCCUGCACCUUCUGCCACAAGCAGUAUGCCAGCAAGGCCAAACUGAUGCAGCACCAGCGCAAGAAACACCCUGAUAGUGUCCCUGCGGCUAGCGAGAAACGGAAAAUCCUCGCCAAGGAAGAGCUGUACCUCCUGGAAGCGGCCCAACCGCCGGUCAUGCAGGACCGGUAUGAGGAAGUGGCUACCGUCCAUACCGUGCACCCGGAUUCGAUCCAAGCGGCUGAUCUGUUGACCCAAGCGAUGAGCGAGCUGACACAGUCGUUACAGGAGUACCGGCCGGGCGCCACCGAGUACCGGCUGGCCCAACACCUGACGUCACACGCAGGCGGCACGCCCACAAUGGUCCAGAUACAGCCGUCGCAGCUGCAGCACUCGACCAUCGAGCUGAGUCACCUGGGUCAGGCGCUCGCUCACACGCAGUUCAACCCACAGCAGACGCACAUUGUCCAGGUGAACGGGACCACGAUGAUCGCGGCAGCCCCGGGGACGUCGGGGGCGGGCCAGCAGCCCCUGGCAGUGUCCGUCGUGACGACCAGUCCCUCCUCUGCCAUACCGGGGGCGCUGACCCUGCCCCUGUCUCUCACGGCAACGCCCGUCUCUCUGUCUGCGACACCAGUUACAACGGGAAUCCAAGUGGCUAAUGCACAGACCUACGUGCCGAAGACGUGGUCGACCGCAACUUACCAGACAUUUCGAUAGGUAGUGGUCAAAAUGAUGAGGUUUCAUUGGUGUCAGAAUACGACAGUAACUGGGAGUGGGUGGGGGGAAUGAGACAGAUGUAUAUUAAUUCGACUUUCAGCUGGGCGAGUGUUUGUGUGUAUUCAUUAUUCAGAGUUGAGGGGUGGGGGGCUCAUCGCUUCAUUGGCCUUCUGUCUCAAUCCACCCAUUUCUGGUUGUUGAUCAGUUAAACAGGGCAAAAGUAAUCACCGCAACCCCAGUCACUAUGUGGGUUCAAGUCACUAAUGCAUAGACAUACAUACCCAAACUGUGUUCAACCACCUUGUACCAUACCUUUUGAUAGUUAGUGGUCAAAGUGUUUAAGUAAGUAGGCAUUGGAAGAUAUCAGUAUUUAAGGACAGGAUGGGGAUAGAUGGUGGUGUAGUUAUAGAUUAAUUUUCCUUUGGACAAAGCAUUUAAAAAUGUAUAUUCACUCGUCAGGUACAUUUUGAAACAACUUGUAAACAAAAUGAAGUCUUAAUGGCUACUCGUGUAGUAUUCUGUAUUUCCAGACUGCUUGGGAAGAUAAUGUUGUUCAUUAAUGUAUACAAGAUCUACAGUGAAUAGAAAUAAUCUCAUUUGUUGCAUGUUUGUGUGUGUAAAAUGUUGACAGGACUGAAGAGCUACAUCCAACAGUUGACAUAGGCUGUAGAUAGCAAAGACACGGCUUUAUUAAAACGGUCGUUCUCUUUGUAUUUUGCAUUAAUAAAAGAUAUUGUAUGAUAGCAAAAAAAGGCCACAGCUUUAACUAUGACCACCUGCCAAGGGAAGGUAAGGAGGGGGACUGUUACAGAGUUUACUUUGAUUGUUUGGUGCUGAUAACUCAUUUCAUCAAUUCGUACAUAAUGUUUGUGUUAACUGUUAUGCCAAAUGUUGUUUGAUGCCAUAUUCCAAAGUUAAUCAACAUAAAUAUUUUGAGAUUUUUAUGAAUUAAAAGUCUUGUAAAAAAAUAUCUUAAUUAAGGAUAGUCGGUUAUUUCUUUAACGUUCAUUGGGGUAUGUACAUAAAAAUCAUCCGUAAACUGUAUGAAUCGGCAAAGCCAUUCUCACAUAAAUUUGCAGAUGAUUUUUUUGGGUUCAUACCCAGAUGAACGUAAAAGAAAUAACAGAAAAUACUUAAAGUUAAAUUUGAAAAAUACUUAUUGAUAAUAACACUAAAAG
Messenger RNA from Gigantopelta aegis, 5275 nucleotides. Its product is annotated as PR domain zinc finger protein 10-like. Lineage: Eukaryota; Metazoa; Mollusca; Gastropoda; Neomphalida; Peltospiridae. The record is from RefSeq and is a predicted model, not a curated record. Gene Ontology annotation, cellular component: nucleus. The transcript is spliced from 16 exons. Gene Ontology annotation, molecular function: protein binding. The coding region runs from base 84 to 4097 and encodes 1337 amino acids.